AAAGGCACGCGCUUCCGUUGUUCCCAGGAAGUUGUGGGCGCCUGGUCCUGCCCCUAACUGAGGCGGAAGCACAGCUUGUGGAGCUGGGCCGCUUUACUGCUGUGCAUCAGCCCAUGGCUGCCUACUCCUAUCGUCCAGGCCCAGGUGCUGGCCCUGGCCCUGCUGCUGGAGCUGCACUGCCAGACCAGAGCUUUCUGUGGAACGUCUUCCAGAGGGUUGAUAAAGACAGAAGUGGAGUGAUUUCAGACAAUGAGCUUCAGCAAGCAUUAUCCAAUGGUACAUGGACUCCAUUUAAUCCAGUGACUGUGAGGUCAAUCAUUUCUAUGUUUGACCGAGAAAACAAGGCUGGUGUGAACUUCAGUGAAUUCACAGGUGUGUGGAAGUAUAUCACAGACUGGCAGAAUGUCUUCCGGACCUACGACAGGGACAACUCUGGGAUGAUUGACAAGAACGAGCUCAAACAAGCACUCUCAGGCUACCGGCUCUCUGACCAGUUCCAUGACAUCCUCAUCCGAAAAUUUGACAGGCAAGGACGAGGGCAGAUCGCAUUUGAUGACUUCAUCCAGGGUUGCAUCGUCUUGCAGAGGUUAACAGACAUAUUCAGACGCUAUGACACGGAUCAGGAUGGCUGGAUUCAGGUGUCUUAUGAGCAGUAUCUCUCCAUGGUCUUCAGCAUUGUAUAACCAGGCCUUGUGAACAGCAAGCACGGCAUGCAAAAGACUGAAGAUGCCAAAUCCGUUCCUUACCUGUGAUAGAACAGGGCACAGCUCCAGUGAGAUGCCGUCCUUCCGUUGGCUGUAUAGUUGAUACUUGGGGACCUGACUGUACAUAUGUGAAUAAGCUGGCCAGUGAUUCUGUAGUGGGAAUCUAGCUACACUGUUAUAGUACAAACCUUGGGUUUGCUAAUUGUGCCAUGAGGUGAGACCUAAUAAUGCUUCAGGAUUCUGCUCCCAAACUAUCAUGUUCUUUUCUAGAUGCCUCGAAUUCUGUAGUUGCAAUGCUUUUAUUAGCCAAUAGAAUUUUAAAAUAAUAUGGAACUUGCACAGAAGGCUUUUCAUGUGCCUUACUUUUUAAAGAAAAUUUAUUCAUUGGAAUAUGUAACAUAAGCAAUAAAGUAAUAAUACAGACUGUUUA
Molecule: messenger RNA, 1134 nt
Organism: Arvicanthis niloticus (Nile rat)
Lineage: Eukaryota; Metazoa; Chordata; Mammalia; Rodentia; Muridae
Gene: Pdcd6
Product: programmed cell death 6
Molecular function (GO): calcium ion binding
Source: RefSeq, a predicted model, not a curated record